UGGACUUGACCGAUCCGAGGUCCGAGUAGUAAUAAGAUCCAAAAUUUGGACUCGGACUAGACCCGUCGGAUCCAAUUUUUAAACCCAUAACCAGACCUGGUUCAGGUCUACCCUCAAGUCCGGGCCCAUUGCCACCCCUAGGGUUUGCAAACCAAUUAACCGUGCAUUCCAUGGUUGGUGUGGGAGUGGAACAGAGAUUAAUCCAUGUGAGUACGUGACCAUUGAAAAUCGAGGACUUGUGUAGCCAGUCCACGGAUGGGGAGAGAUAGCACUUUUAGAGAGAAGAAGGACACCUUCAUUUUGAGCGGUUAGGCCCAUCACUGUUCCCGCCAAAAAGCCUCCAUCAAAAUGUUGUGCUGCACUGUGAAACCCCCUUCAAUCCCCACUUUCUCUCACGACCAUUUUCUCUCUCCUCAAAGCUCGAACCCCAGUUUCUCUCACUACCAAGCUCUCUCUCUCCUCCAAAAAUGCUCAACCUCAAACCAUCUCCUCCAAAUCCAUGCCCACCUCUUCAGAACAGGCCUCCACCGAGAUUACAUCCUCAUAACAAAGCUCAUCAACCUGUGCUCAAUUCACCAAAAAAUAGAUCAUGCAACCUUGGUUUUCAACCAAAUAGAAAACCCAUUAACCUUUACAUGGAACACCAUGAUAAGGGCCUAUUUCAAAUCAAAUUAUCCAGAAGAAGCUAUUCUCAUGUACAAUCUGAUGGUUAUUCAUGGCUUUUUACCGGACAAAUUCACCUACCCAUUUGUUAUCAAGGCCUGCGUCGCCUUCUCUUCUCUUGAAAAGGGUAAAGAGAUUCAUGGCCGAGCCAUUAAAGCUGGUAUGGUUCCUGAUAUCUUCUUACAAAACACCCUAAUGGAGUUGUACAUGAAAUGCAAUGAGAAAACUUUGGCCCACAAAUUGUUUGAUAAAAUGUCUGUGAAAAGUGUAGUUUCAUGGACUACCAUGGUUGCUGGGCUGGUCUCUCAUGGUGAUAUGGCCUCUGCCCGCAGAGUGUUCGAUGAAAUGCCCGAGAGAAAUGUAGUUUCGUGGACCGCCAUGAUCCAUGGCUAUGUGCGUAAUAACCAGCCCCACGAAGCCUUAGAAUUAUUCAUCUUAAUGCUAAGAGCCAAUGUGAGACCAAAUGAGUUCACGAUUGUUAGCCUUCUCCUUGUCUGUACGAGCCUUAAUAGCUUGAGAUUGGGGAGGUGGGUUCAUGAGUUUAUGGCAAAGAGUGGGUUCGAGUUAUCGGUUUAUUUAGGCACAGCUCUUAUAGAUAUGUAUAGCAAUUGUGGCAGCAUUAAUGAUGCGAAAAAUGUGUUUGAUGGGAUGAGCGAGAGAAGCGUCGCAACAUGGAACUCGAUGAUCACCAGCUUGGGGGUUCAUGGAAAGGGCAAAGAGGCGCUCAAUGUUUUUGGAGCGAUGGAGAAAGGGAAAGUGAGGCCUGAUGACAUUACAUUUGUGGGUGUGUUGUGUGCUUGUGUUAACAUGGGGCUGGUAGAAGAAGGUGGUGUAUACUUUGAUUCUAUGUACAGUGUGUAUGGAAUUGUGCCCACUUUGGAGCACUGUAGGUGUAUGGUUGAGCUUGUGGAGCUUGGGAGGAACAAUGAUGGGGUUUUAGUGGAGAAAGGGAUCAUCUCAACCUUAUGCUAAAGAGGACGGUGGGGAUUGGCCAGUACUAUACACACCAUAGACAAUUAUACAUUGUGUAUAGCAAUGUUACCUGGGCAUGGACACGGCUGUUUGAGUCCGGUGCAUGUCUUUAAGUGUUAGAUGUGCUGGACUCAAACCAAGAUAUAGGAAGACACGCUUAUACGACGAAUAUUUGAUUAUAAAGCAAUAGAUUUCUAAUGUGCAUAUAAUUAGAAAUUAUAUUCGUUCCAUUUAUAUGUGGUUGGUGAAGUGAUAUACCAGAUAUACAUCACAAAAUGCAACAUGAACACCGAGGAAUGAGUGUGGUGGUGCAACAUGAACACUUGGUUGAAGUUGUGGAGCAAGGAUUUUGGGACUUGAAUGCUUUUAGAGGGAAAGGUGGGCAAGGGGAGGAGGGUAGAAGUUGUGGAGCAUGGAUUUGGGGACUUCAAUGCUUUCAGUGUUGAAAAACUUGAGGGCAGAGAUGGACCCAUUUUUAGGAUUAGGGGCAGUGUCGUGAGACUAUCGAUCGUAAAGAUCAGGCUUUUAUCUGAAUUGUGAGAACUCUGUAAAUUUUUUUGUAACUCUCCAUGGCCAUGAAACCCUUCUUAAAGAGCGAUGGAGGGAUGGAGGGGGCGUUCUUCAACAUUCAGCUCCCUCCUGAAUCUCUGAAGAAACGUGACCUUGUAAUCCUAUAAUCUUGGAAAGUGGGUGGUCACUUUCUAGCCGUUAAAUAACGGUACUUUCUCUA
This is a messenger RNA of Amborella trichopoda, 2365 nucleotides long. RefSeq names its product Tetratricopeptide repeat (TPR)-like superfamily protein. Gene Ontology annotation, molecular function: protein binding; RNA binding. Lineage: Eukaryota; Viridiplantae; Streptophyta; Magnoliopsida; Amborellales; Amborellaceae. Gene Ontology annotation, biological process: RNA modification. The record is from RefSeq and is a predicted model, not a curated record.